Oldenlandia corymbosa var. corymbosa is the source of this 907-nucleotide messenger RNA. The record is from the annotation of a GenBank genome assembly. NCBI's taxonomy places the organism in Eukaryota, Viridiplantae, Streptophyta, Magnoliopsida, Gentianales, Rubiaceae.
CAACCACAUCAACAAGCUCUAAUAUGACAUGGGAGGGUUCUUCAAGUUUGGCAGAAAAGAUGCUGAUCAUCAUGUGCAUUACUCGCAUAAGCCGUUGCUGCCAAGGUGAAUCAUCCUGGUUCGUCAAACACGGAUGAAGAAGUCCUUGACACUAUACCAGACCACAAAAUCCCGUUAACAUCACAGGGGAUUGAGCAAGCCAGACAGGCUGGCCCCAAGAUCCUGGAUGUGGUAUCUGAGCAUGGAAGUUCAGAGAAGUGGACUGUUUACUUCUAUGUGUCUCCCUACAAGGUCAACUUUGAGGGAGAUUGGCCAGUCUUUUCCAAGGAAUCGAGUUUCCGGGGUGAGAGAGGAAUCCAGGAUCAGAGAACAAGAUCAUGGAAAUUUUCGGGAUGAAGAGCAUAUGAAGGAGCUCAAGAAGAUCAGAGAUAGGUAUGGAAGGUUCUUUUAUCGUUUUCCUGAAGGAGAAUCCGGAGCUGAUGUUUAUGAUCGAGUUUCAAGUUUUUUUGAGUCAUUGUGGAGGGAUAUUGACAUGAGUAGACUUUCUGUUGAUCCUUCUGCUGAUCUGAACAUAGUAAUCGUGUCUCAUGGAAUAGCGAUUCGGGUUUUUCUUAUGAGGUGGUUCAAGUGGAGUGCUGAGCAAUACGAAUCUCUCAAAAGCCUAAAAAACGCCGAGUCCAGAGUUCUGGAGUUGGGACAGAGUGGAGAGUACAGUUUGGCUAUUCAACAUGAUGAUCAAACCAUGAAGGCAUGGGGACUGUCUGAUGAAAUGAUUGAGGAUCAAAAGCAGAGAGCCACUGCUAAACCUGGUGAAUAUGUUUGGAAGGAAAAGAGUCCAUGGUACCUUAACACUUUCUUUGGUUCAUCUGAUAAUGAAUCUCAUCUGGCAGAUGGUGGAAAGAAGUGA